GCUGCGCUUGCGCAUUGCACGAUUUCCUGAGUGGUUGGCGACCGCGGCCAUUUUGUGGACCCUUUGGUUCAACGCUCCCCCUCCCCACAUCAGCGUUCUAUGACUCCUACCUUGGGGGCUGCCGAGGCUAAGAAAAAUCGAGGGGCCUGGAGCGGCUCGGUUGUUUUCGUUUUUUUUUUUAAUAGGAUCUCGGAGUCUCCCGAGUCCCUACGCUUUCCUCCCCACUUCGGUGCAGGCAGGCUGCUCCCAGGCAGCUUUCCUGUAGCAUGAUGGAAGACGACGGACAGCCCAAGACCCUCUAUGUAGGAAAUCUUUCCAGAGAUGUGACCGAAGUCCUUAUACUUCAAUUAUUCAGCCAAAUUGGACCUUGCAAAAGCUGUAAAAUGAUAACAGAGCAACCCGAUAGCAGAAGAGUCAACUCUUCUGUUGGAUUUUCUGUUUUGCAGCAUACAAGCAAUGACCCUUAUUGCUUUGUGGAAUUUUAUGAACACAGGGAUGCAGCUGCUGCAUUAGCUGCUAUGAAUGGGAGAAAAAUUUUGGGAAAGGAAGUAAAAGUUAACUGGGCAACAACACCAAGUAGCCAAAAAAAAGAUACUUCAAAUCAUUUUCAUGUGUUUGUGGGAGAUUUAAGUCCAGAAAUAACAACAGAAGAUAUUAAGUCAGCAUUUGCUCCUUUUGGUAAAAUAUCGGAUGCACGGGUAGUUAAAGAUAUGACAACAGGAAAAUCAAAAGGAUAUGGUUUUGUAUCAUUUUAUAACAAAUUGGAUGCAGAAAAUGCAAUUGUGCAUAUGGGAGGCCAGUGGUUAGGAGGUCGUCAGAUCAGAACUAACUGGGCAACACGAAAGCCACCUGCUCCUAAAACUACACAAGAAAACAACACAAAACAAUUGAGAUUUGAGGAUGUAGUAAAUCAGUCAAGCCCCAAAAACUGUACUGUCUAUUGUGGAGGAAUUGCUUCUGGAUUAACAGAUCAGUUGAUGAGACAGACAUUCUCCCCUUUUGGGCAGAUUGUGGAAACCAGAGCUUUUCCAGUUAAAGGCUAUUCUUUUGUGAGGUUUUCAACUCAUGAAAGUGCAGCACAUGCGAUUGUUUCAGUCAAUGGAACUACAAUUGAAGGACAUGUUGUUAAAUGCUACUGGGGCAAAGAAACACCAGAUACAACAAAAGAAUUCCAGCAGGUGGAGUACAGUCAGUGGGGACAGUGGAGUCACGUUUAUGGGAAUCCACAGCAAUAUGGGCAGUAUAUGACAAAUGGAUGGCAAGUGCCAUCUUAUGGAAUGUACGGUCAAGCAUGGAAUCAGCAAGGGUUUGGCGUUGAUCAAACACCACCUGCAACCUGGAUGAGUGGAUUUGCUGCUCAGCCUGCCCAGGGACAAGCUGCUCCGGUAAUACCUAAUCAGGCUGGCUAUGGUAUGGCAAGUUACCAAACACAGUGAGCUAGAACUCUGCUUAGAAGUGUGAUUUCAAGGCAGGUUUCAUUUUCCGAUGAUUUUUUCUAAAGCCUGAAAUACAGACACUGGGGAGAAGAGGGAAAGGAGGCAAAACGGGAGGGGGCCGAGACAGAGAAAGAAACAAAGAAUAUUUAUUUUGAAGAAUGAAAAUGUUUGGACCUUUAACACAGCAUUUGCUUUGAUGAAGGACACAAAUAUCUUCAAUGUAUGCCUUUUUAAGUUUUGUUCAUGAUGGGUAUGAACAGGUUUUCUUUAUGUACAAAAUUUAAAAUAAAGUCAUUAAAAACAAUUCUGACUGCACAAUUUGGUAUGUUGGGAAGGAAUGCUUAACAUUGUGGUUCUUAGAUCCAUUCCAUUUUCUUUUGUCUGCAGCAUUUUAUAUCAGGUUUUGAAAAAAAAUAUACAUUAAAGAUUCUUUUAAUUGAACAUUAAAUCCUGAUGUUUUUCUGUGGACCAAAGAUCAAAGGCAACAAUAUAUUCUUCAUUAAUUUCAGAGCCAUCAUUCAGAAGAAAUAUUCAUGGAAAUAUUUUUAAAUUAAUUUCCAAAAUAUUUGAAGAAACUUAAAUCUGGUGUACACAUUUUGGUUUGGUCUGAUGUAGUACUAGCAGAUAUUUCUGUUCACAUCCAGAAGCAAACUACAGCUUUUCAAAUUUAAUUUACUUGAAGCACAGAUUUGCUUUUACUUUAGAGGUGCCUUUUUAAUUUUGUUUUUUAAGCAUCAUAUUUUCCCCUUUAUAUUAAUAUCUGCAAUAUUUAGUAUGCUCUGAAAUUGAAGGAACAAUUUUAUACAGAAAGUUAUUUUAUUCUGCUGCUUUUUUUUUUUGCAGAGGAGUAAAAUAAAUACACUUUCAAAACUAGCUACUACAUAAAGUGGAAAAAAAUAUUAAGCCUUAUUUUUAAUUUGAUAAAUGACUCCUUUUGUCACCAGAAAACAGAUUUUUUACUUUAUGCUACUUACUAUGAAAAUAAUGAGGCUACUCUUGUACCUGAAUGUUUUAAAAAUGACACUGUUUU
Molecule: messenger RNA, 2466 nt
Organism: Notechis scutatus (mainland tiger snake)
Lineage: Eukaryota; Metazoa; Chordata; Lepidosauria; Squamata; Elapidae
Gene: TIAL1
Product: TIA1 cytotoxic granule associated RNA binding protein like 1
Molecular function (GO): DNA binding; RNA binding
Source: RefSeq, a predicted model, not a curated record